This is a messenger RNA of Lichtheimia ornata, 1020 nucleotides long. RefSeq names its product glyceraldehyde-3-phosphate dehydrogenase. Gene Ontology annotation, molecular function: oxidoreductase activity, acting on the aldehyde or oxo group of donors, NAD or NADP as acceptor; NADP binding; NAD binding. The record is from RefSeq and is a predicted model, not a curated record. Gene Ontology annotation, biological process: glucose metabolic process. The transcript has 6 exons. NCBI's taxonomy places the organism in Eukaryota, Fungi, Mucoromycota, Mucoromycetes, Mucorales, Lichtheimiaceae. The coding region runs from base 1 to 1020 and encodes 339 amino acids.
AUGGCUGUCAAAGUUGGAAUCAACGGUUUCGGUCGUAUCGGCCGCAUUGUCUUGCGUGCAUCUCUUUUGAAAAAGGAUAGCAACACCCAAGUAGUUGCUGUGAAUGAUCCCUUCAUCCCACUCGACUAUAUGGUGUACAUGUUGAAGUAUGAUACAGUCCACGGCAAAUUCCCUGGUACUGUUGAAGCCAAGAAUGGAAAGCUUGUGGUGAACGGCCAUGCUAUUUCGGUGCACAAUGAGAAGGAGCCCUCUGAUAUCCCAUGGGGCAAGGAUGGUGCCGAGUACAUUGUUGAAAGCACAGGUGUCUUUACAACCACCGAGAAGGCUGAAGCCCAUUUGAAGGGAGGUGCCAAGCGUGUGAUCAUUAGUGCUCCUUCCAAGGAUGCUCCCAUGUUUGUGUGUGGUGUCAACUUGGAUGCCUACAAGCCUGAAUACAAGGUCAUCUCCAACGCUUCGUGUACCACAAACUGCCUUGCUCCCUUGGCCAAAGCCAUCCACGAUGAGUUUGGUAUCACUGAAGCUCUCAUGAGCACUAUUCAUGCUACCACUGCUACCCAAAAGACUGUCGAUGGUCCUUCCCACAAGGAUUGGCGUUCGGGUCGUGGUAACAACCCCAACAUCAUUCCUGCUAGCACUGGUGCAGCUAAAGCUGUCGGCAAGGUCAUCCCAGAUCUCAAUGGCAAGCUCACUGGUAUGGCAUUCCGUGUGCCUGUCCCCGAUGUCUCUGUUGUUGAUUUGACAGCACGUCUCUCAAAGCCUGCUAGCUAUGAUCAAAUCAAGGCUGCUCUCAAGAAGGCGUCUGAAGGAUCUCUCAAGGGUAUCCUUGGAUACACCGAGGAUAUGGUUGUCUCGAGCGAUUUCAUUGGUGACGAUCGCUCAAGCAUCUUUGAUGCUGAAGCUGGUAUUGCUUUGAAUGACAACUUUGUCAAGCUUGUCAGCUGGUACGAUAACGAAUUCGGAUACUCAUGCCGUGUCGUUGAUCUCGUUGCUUACGUUGCCAAGAAGGAUGGUGCCGCAUAA